This is a messenger RNA of Centropristis striata (black sea bass), 1396 nucleotides long. RefSeq names its product FAM3 metabolism regulating signaling molecule C (gene fam3c). Bases 356 to 1039 code for a protein of 227 amino acids. Lineage: Eukaryota; Metazoa; Chordata; Actinopteri; Perciformes; Serranidae. The transcript is spliced from 9 exons. The record is from RefSeq and is a predicted model, not a curated record.
CCUUUAAACCAGACGUUAAAUUAUUACAUUUCCCACCGGCGGUGUCUCGGUGUUCGUCUGCAAACGUUAGCAAUGAUGAGGAAGUUCCACAGCAGACGUAACGUCAGUUUUUAACGUUAUAACACGUCUCUACGUCUACAUAGUGUCUGUGAAUAAGCUCCUCAGUUAACGGAAGUAACUGUGCAUCUAACUGUUUGUGCAAUUAUUAUGUUUUAUUUUAACUAUUAGCUGCUGAAGUUGCCGUUAUCUUGCACCGACCACCCGCAGACCGAUGAACGGUUAUAACUGGUUAUAACUGAUAAACUGCUUCGUCAUAACAGGUUGUUAGCUGUGGAAAAAGUGUCUGGAGGCAAAGAUGAUGAGGACUGGAGCUAUUUUGAAGUUAGCAGCUCUCAUCUUUGCGUUCCUCCUCGCCGUCUUUCUGGCGUUUCAACUGCUGGAGAUCAACAUGGACUUCAAGCUGAGCAGCGUGAUCUCGAGAUCAAUGCCAGUGAGUGAAGGCUCAACGAAGCCUGUUAGGUACAAGUGUGGACUGUCUAAGUCGUGUCCAGCCGGGAAUUUCGCCUUCAAGAUGGCGAGCGGAGCAGCCAGCGUUGUGGGGCCCAGAGUCUGUCUGGAGGACAAACUAUUAAUGAGUGGUGUGAAGAACAACGUGGGGAGAGGGAUCAACGUGGCGCUGGUUAAUGGGAGAACAGGGGAAGCUACCAAGACAGAUUCCUUUGAUAUGUGGGCAGGAGACGUGGCUCCGUUUAUUAAAUUCCUCAAAGAAAUUGAGGAUGGGACGAUCGUGAUGAUGGCUUCAUUUGAUGAUCCCUCAACAAAACUUAAUGAUGAAGCCAGGAAGCUGAUUUCUGAUCUAGGAAGCUCGGCUGUCAGUAAUUUGGGUUUCCGUGAUAACUGGAUCUUUGUUGGAGGGAAAGGCAUCAAGACCAAGAGUCCAUUUGAGCAGCAUAUAAAGAACAGCGCCGACACCAACAAGUUCGACGGCUGGCCCGAGGUGUUGGAGAUGGAGGGCUGCGUCCCCCAGAGGCAGGACUGAGCCCCUGGUCCUCCAAACCUUACAUUCCUGUCCUCAUGAGACUUUUCAGCCGUUACAAUGAGUGAGAGAGGUGAUUUUACAUUUCACCCUACAGCUUAUUAUUCCAGAGUACCUACCAGAACAAAAUCUUUCCACAAGAUAUUAGAGGGAAAAGUGAUGCAAGGCCCUUCUCUCGCAUGUAGAUGCUAACUGAGGUUUGUUUGAAAGUAGAAGGUAGAGAGCACUGAUUAAAAGGGACACACCUUUGAUGACUGGCUUAUAGUCUAGACGGAUUUCAGAAUAAAAGCCUCCUAUAAGAAGUGAGGAGCAUUUAUGGGUACAAGUCAGGAACCGGUCUACCUUACAUAUCUCAAGGGU